ACAAGUGUUUGCUUUUUUCCGAGUUUACAAGCCUUUGUGGAUAUUUUAUACAGUUCCGCAACAAUGUAACAAAAACAAAACUUCGUGAUAAAGCGAUCACGAUCUAUAUUGCCAGCAGAAUUGAAAACAUUGUGUUAUCAUGCACAAAACUGACGAAUAAAAGAGAUGAUCAGUAUGAUAACAAACAGAAUAUACUGAGACAGAUCGUUUAUCGUUCCUUUGUUCGUACAUUUCUGUUUUCACAACUUCUUUGUGUAUUCAGAGUUGAGUCAAGCGUUAUUUCAAAGUACGUAUUUUUUUCCGAGUUGGAGUAUACUUGCUCAACACUUUGUGGUGCGAGUAGUCCUGAUACUGUUUGCAAUACUUUUUUGGAGGGAUAUGAGCCUCUAUUCUUUUUGCUGUCUGGUUUAUUUGACAAGAUUAGAUUCACAAAGAAUUGUUUAUUCGCUGCUUGGGAUAAGAAUCUAAGCAUGGAGCACUUAGAUGGAAAAUACAUUCUUAAGGAGAUUCUUAGUAUCUAUUCACGUCAUAUGAAAGAGAGAUUAGGACAAAACGUAAAAUGGUUGUAUGGAUAUAUUGGACGGUAUCUCUCCACAAGCUAUUCUGAGAGGCGAGAUGAAAUACUUAAGAAAAUUGAGGAGUUGGAUUAUAACAACUCUGAACAUAUGGAACAACAAGUUUGUGAUCUUUAUAAGUGUGUUAGAGGACAUCUGGAAGAGUU
Molecule: messenger RNA, 721 nt
Organism: Vavraia culicis subsp. floridensis
Lineage: Eukaryota; Fungi; Microsporidia; Pleistophoridae
Exons: 1
Source: RefSeq, a predicted model, not a curated record